Messenger RNA from Heteronotia binoei (common prickly gecko), 2607 nucleotides. RefSeq names its product oocyte zinc finger protein XlCOF6-like. The record is from RefSeq and is a predicted model, not a curated record. Bases 1 to 2607 code for a protein of 868 amino acids. Gene Ontology annotation, biological process: negative regulation of transcription by RNA polymerase II; regulation of cytokine production; regulation of immune system process. NCBI's taxonomy places the organism in Eukaryota, Metazoa, Chordata, Lepidosauria, Squamata, Gekkonidae. The transcript is spliced from 4 exons.
AUGAGUUAUGAUUCAACUUCCCUCUUUAUUCCAGCAGGAGAUGUUGAGGAGUCAGUUGGGGAAUUUCACGGGUUCUCACUGGAAAAAGCCAAGAUUGAACAGGCUGAAGGAAACUUCGAGAACAGAGAUGAACCACAGAGGCAGGAAGGAAACCGUACACUGAAAAGAGGGGUUAAGAGCAUUCCUCGCCAAGGAAGCAGGUUCCAUGAAAUCCCUGUCUGCAGCCGUCACCAACAGACUCUUUCAGGAAUGAAACUAUUCAUCUGUUCAGAGAAUGGAAUUACAUUCUCCGGUCAAAGGAAGGCAUAUAAAUGCCGUUAUUGUGGAAAGUACAUCAGAUACAGAACACAGCUUUUAGUACACCAAAGAAUACACACAGUACAGAAACAUGGUGAAUUCUCAGAGUGUAGAAAGAACUUCAGUAUGAAUUCCAGUCUACAAAAGCACCAAAGAACCCACACAGGGAAGAAGACUUUUCAAUGCUCAGAGUGUGGAAAGACAUUCAGUGUGAGUUCCAGUCUUCAAAAGCAUCUAAGAACCCACACAGGGGAGAAACCAUUUGAAUGCUCAGAGUGUGGAAAGACAUUCAUUGUGAGUUCCAGUCUUCAGUAUCAUCAAAGAACCCACACAGGGGAGAAACCAUUUGAAUGCUCAGAGUGUGGACAGAGAUUCAGUUCAAAUGGCAAUCUUCAACAGCAUCAGAGAACCCACACAGGGGAGAAACCGUUUGAAUGCUCAGAGUGUGGAAAGAGAUUCAGUUCAAAUGGCAAUCUUCAAAAGCAUCAGAGAAUCCACACAGGGGAGAAACCUUUUGAAUGCUCAGAGUGUGGAAAGAGAUUCAGUUCAAAUGGCAAUCUUCAACAGCAUCAGAGAACCCACACAGGGGAGAAACCGUUUGAAUGCUCAGAGUGCGGAAAGAGAUUUAGUGUGAAUUCUAGUUUUCAGUAUCAUCAGAGAACCCACACAGGGGAGAAACCUUUCGAAUGCUCAGAGUGUGGAAAGAAAUUCAGUGUGAGUGGCAGUCUUCAGCUGCAUCAGAGAACCCACACAGGGGAGAAACCUUUUGAAUGCUCAGAGUGUGGAAAAAGAUUCAGUGUGAAUUCCAGUCUUCAGCAGCAUCAGAGAACCCACACAGGGGAGAAACCUUUUGAAUGCUCAGCGUGUGGAAAGAGAUUCAGUUUGAAUUCCAGUCUUCAAAAGCAUCUAAGAAACCACACAGGGGAGAAACCGUUUGAAUGCUCAGAGUGUGGAAAGAGAUUCAGUGAGAAUUCCAGCCUUCACCAGCAUCAGAGAACUCACACAGGGGAUAAACCUUUUGAAUGCUCAGAUUGUGGGAAGAGAUUCAGUUUGAAUUCCAAUCUUCAAAAGCAUCUAAGAACCCACACAGGGGAGAAACCGUUUGAAUGCUCGCAGUGUGGAAAAAGAUUCAGUGAGAAUUCCAGCCUUCACAAGCAUCAGAGAACUCACACAGGGGAUAAACCUUUUGAAUGCUCAGAUUGUGGGAAGAGAUUCAGUUUGAAUUUCAGGCUUCAUCUUCAAAAGCAUCUAAGAACCCACACAGGGGAUAAACUGUUUGAAUGCUCGCAGUGUGGAAAGAGAUUCAGUGAGAAUUCCAGCCUUCACCAGCAUCAGAGAACUCACACAGGGGAGAAACCUUUUGCAUGCUCAGAGUGUGAAAAGAGAUUCAGUUGCAGUGGCACUCUUCAGCAGCAUCAGAGAACCCACACAGGGGAGAAACAUUUUGAAUGCUCAGAGUGUGGAAAGAGAUUCAGCCGGAGUGGCAAUCUUCAGCAGCAUCAGAGAACCCACACAGGAGAGAAACCGUUUGAAUGCUCAGAGUGUGGAAAGAGAUUCAGCCGGAGUGGCUAUCUUAAAAAGCAUAAGAGAACCCACACAGGGGAGAAACCGUUUGAAUGCUCAGAGUGUGGAAAGAGAUUCAGUGCAAAUGAUGGUCUUCAACAGCAUAAGAGAACCCACACAGGGGAGAAACCAUUUGAAUGCUCAGAGUGUGGAAAAAGAUUCAGAGUGAAUUCCAGUUUUCAGUAUCAUCUAAGAACCCACACAGGGGAGAAACCUUUUGAAUGCUCAAAGUGUGGAAAGAGAUUCAGUGUGAGUUCCAGUCUUCAGCUGCAUCAGAGAACCCACACAGGGGAGAAACCUUUUGAAUGCUUAGAGUGUGGAAAGAGAUUUAGUAACAGUAGCCAUCUUCAAAGGCAUCAAAGAACCCACACAGGGAAGACGACUUUUGAAUGCUCAGAGUGUGGAAUGAGAUUCAGUGGCAAUUCAGGUAACAAGGGUGUAGGGGAGAGUGGGGGCAGCGCCCAGUGUGAGGAGCUGGGCUCCGUCAGCCCAGCCGACGCAUUGUCCCGCAUGCCCCAGCAUGACAGUCAAAAGGAAGAAGUGAUAGACUCCCUCAUUCCCCCCUCAGUAGUAGCCGGAGGAGUCACCACCCGCUCAGGGAAACAAACGGGAGCCCCCGAGCCCCAACAAAAAGAGCGCUUCGCAGCGGAAGCAGAGGCGGAAGGGGAUGAGCAGCCCGAAGGGCUCGAGAAAGGGGAGGGGGGCUUUGGCUCCACAACGGCAAGAUUUACGUACCCAAAAGCCUGA